Schistosoma guineensis is the source of this 1172-nucleotide messenger RNA. The record is from the annotation of a GenBank genome assembly. Lineage: Eukaryota; Metazoa; Platyhelminthes; Trematoda; Strigeidida; Schistosomatidae.
UGGAAUUUUUCAAGGUUGUCAGUUGAGGCACAGUGAUUGUUUGAUUUGAUUCCAAGCUUGUCUUAAUUUGAGACUAUUUUCUUCAAAUAAUUAACUGUGUUAUCUGACAAAUGAUUUCUAAUAAGAUGGGAUACCCGCUGGCAGUUAUGUCUGGAUUUUGUGCAGCGUGCACUAGUCUAUAUGCCAAGUUAUUGAGCGAGGGGUACAUGUUAAACAAAUUGCUGGCGUGUUUUCCAGAUGCGAAUAAGAAUUUUCUCGUCGUUUUAAGCUACGGUGGUGCUGUUGUUCUGAAUGUCAUAAUGUGGCUGGCUCUUGUCACAGCACUUGGCAUUGGUCAAAGAGGUGUUGCGGUGUUGGCAACAAACACGCUGUCGAAUUUCGCGUUUUCAGCAGCUUUUGGCAGGUGUAUUUUCCAAGAAGAACUGACUGCGAAUUGGUUUGCUGGGAUGCUUUGCCUGAGCACUGGAAUUAUUUUUCUGGUUCGUGAAUAGUAACCUGCUGUCCAGUUCGAUGGUUAUGUAUUGACGACACCCUAUGUCUCAGAAUAGAAGUACAAGCAAACUUCGUGAAAAUUGUGUUUUCAGUACUUCUCAUUACAAUAGGUCUUUCCAUGGUUGCACAUUUUUAUUACUAAUGUUAACAUUAGUGGUGUUUCGUGUAUAAACAUAUCGCUGCUGUUUCGUAGCAGGAUUUCUCACGUGUACUUUCUUUAUGGUAUCACUUUCUGUAUCCCGAGUUAGAAAUUUUAUUCAUUCCAUCACGACAAAUGAUGUUGGAUAUUUCUUACUACCUUUCAGAAAACGUCCACUUUUUUAUUUUAUUUUACUGUCUUUACAAUGAGUUUAAAAUGAUUUUCAGAUGUAUUAAGUCACUGUUUUGCGGGUUUAUUUUUGAAUUUUUGAUAAGUAACAAAUACCCGUUGAAGUUGGUUCUCACAGCUUUCCAAAUUUUUUUGGACAUCAACUUAUUUCAAGAAACAUCUCGUCACUGAUAUGUAUAGUUUUUUUUAAAAUUCCUAUUUAUGUCUCAGAGGGUUUUUUAUCAUGUGCUGCUCAAGAAGUGGAUCUUUUUCGUUUACCAAAUUCUGUUGAUGUACAGCUACAACUUCAUAAAUAUUUUACUUUUGCCACAUUAAUUUGGCACCAAUCACCUGAGUGCCUAAGAAGUUUGCC